Messenger RNA from Carcharodon carcharias (great white shark), 3033 nucleotides. It is a transcript of the gene gtpbp4, whose product is annotated as GTP binding protein 4. Lineage: Eukaryota; Metazoa; Chordata; Chondrichthyes; Lamniformes; Lamnidae. The record is from RefSeq and is a predicted model, not a curated record. The transcript has 17 exons. Bases 109 to 2013 code for a protein of 634 amino acids. Gene Ontology annotation, molecular function: RNA binding; GTP binding; GTPase activity. Gene Ontology annotation, biological process: ribosomal large subunit biogenesis. Gene Ontology annotation, cellular component: nucleolus.
UCCUCCUCCCCUUUGGGAGGACCGAUUGAGAUGGGCCACCUUGCCGCCGCUGGCUCCUUCUCCUCCUCCUCCUCUCCCAGGGUCGAUGGUGUGGAACUCUGAGCGGCCAUGGCGCUUUACAACUUCAAGAAGAUCACGGUGGUGCCGACCGCCAAGGAUUUCAUUGACUUGACGUUGUCAAAAACCCAACGGAAGACACCAACUGUGAUUCACAAAAACUAUCAAAUCAAUCGAAUUCGUCAUUUCUACAUGCGAAAGAUUAAGUUUACUCAACAAAACUAUCAUGAUCGCCUCAGCUUGAUUCUGACUGAUUUUCCAAAACUUGAUGACAUCCACCCUUUUUAUGCUGAUUUGAUGAAUGUUCUGUAUGACAAAGAUCACUACAAGCUGGCAUUAGGGCAGAUUAACAUUGCAAAGAACCUCAUUGACAAUGUUGCUAAGGACUAUGUGCGUCUGAUGAAGUAUGGCGAUUCUCUGUACCGAUGCAAACAGCUGAAGCGUGCGGCACUAGGGCGCAUGUGUACUAUUCUCAAACGACAGAAACAAAGUUUGGAGUAUUUGGAACAAGUGCGGCAACAUCUUUCUCGUCUGCCAUCUAUUGAUCCCAACACGAGGACUUUGUUGCUAUGCGGGUACCCUAAUGUUGGAAAAUCCAGCUUUAUUAACAAGAUUACGCGGGCAGAUGUUGAAGUACAACCCUAUGCUUUUACCACAAAGUCAUUGUUUGUGGGACAUAUGGAUUACAAGUAUCUGCGCUGGCAGGUAGUUGAUACACCUGGUGUUUUGGAUCAUCCAUUGGAGGAGCGGAAUACCAUUGAGAUGCAGGCGAUCACUGCACUGGCUCACCUCCGUGCUGCUGUUCUAUAUGUGAUGGACGUGUCAGAACAGUGUGGUCACACUGUGGAGGCGCAGCUGGAGCUCUUCAAAAAUAUUCGGCCUCUUUUUGCCAAUAAGCCCCUUAUUAUUGUUGCAAAUAAAUCUGAUGUGAAGAAGAUAGAUGAACUUACUGAAGAACAGAAGAAAAUCUUUGCAGAUUUUAUGGCGGAAGGAAUCACUGUAACAGAAACAAGUACUUUGACAGAAGAGGGGAUCAUUAAAGUUAAAACUGAGGCAUGUGAUCGGCUACUUACUCAUCGCGUUGAUAGCAAAAUGAAAGGCAAGAAGGUGAAUGAUUUACUGAACAGACUCCAUCUAGCUGUUCCAUCAAAGAGAGAUCAGAAGGAGAGACCGCCCUGGAUACCUGAAGGAGCUACCAAACGCAGAAAAAUGGAGGUUGAUGUGCCAAAACGUAAAUCGGAACGGGACUUGGAAUUGGAGAUGGGUGAUGAUUAUGUCCUGGACCUCCAGAAAUACUGGGAUUUGAUGAAUAAAUCUGAGAAGCAAGAUCUGAUCCCUGAAAUAUGGCAAGGUCAUAACAUAGCUGAUUACAUUGAUCCUGAAAUUAUGAAGAAACUCAAACAGCUGGAAAAAGAAGAAGAACUAAAACAAAUAGCAGGUGAAUACGAUUCAGACUCUGAGAGCGAGGAUGAAGAAAUGAGGGACAUCAGACAAUUGGCUGUUCAGAUAAGAGAGAAGAAAAAGAUGCGAAUCUUGAUGUCCAGAGAGAAACAAACCAAAAAAGGUCCCAAAAUGCCAAGAACUGCUAAAAAGAUUGAACGAAAAACUUUGGAAAAGGAGAUGGGAUCACUUGGUUUAGAUAUGGACAACAAAGAUGAAACACACUAUGCACAGCAAGCUCGACGAUCUAGAAGUGUCAUUAGAAAACGUAAACGUGAAGAAUCUCAACCACCAACAUCUCAAGUCCGCAGCCGCAGCACUUCACGCACUCCGCGUGAUCUUUCUGGUGUACGUGAUGAAAAGAUGCUGAAGAAGGUUAAGAAGAUGAUGAAAAACUCCCAGCAGGACAUGAAUCGCAUGGGCAAGAAAGGAGAAGCUGAUCGACAUGUAUUUGACCUUAAACCAAAGCAUCUUUUUGCUGGCAAGCGAAAAAUGGGUAGAACGGACCGUAGAUAAACUAGACUUUAGGCUGCAGGACUGUUGUGUUCAAUUGUAAACCAUCAGAAAGGAGCUGAUGCAUCUUGAGUAAUCUGUGAUAAAAGGACAGAAUAGUAUCUCAUUGAGACGAGAUCUUGAACAUACAAGAUGCUUGUCAAGAAUGUAAUUGUGGCUUUUGUGAUUUGAAAAGAAAAUGAAUUCAGUUGUUAAAUUCAAGAGUUUGAUUGCUUAUUAAUGAACAUGUAUUUUGUGACCUCCAGUGAAAAAAUAUGUAUAAGAAACGUGUUUCAAAGCAAAAUUACAAUGUAAUUUAGGAAGGUAUAAUAGAAUACUAUUUUAAAAAGUCUCAAAUACUAUCAAGUGUUCUCAUUUGAUGGCAGUUUGAUAUUCUGAAUCGAAUUCUAGCAACAUGAGUUGUAAACAGAAUCAUCAGUCCUUGCAUUGGUAACUAUAAGAUUUCUUUUUGUGUUCAUUGAAUGGACUUGACUUGGGUUUAUUAUUUGGUUUAUAAUUGCACGAUACCAUAGUCCAGACUGCCAUCAGUAUAUAAGAGUCCAGAAAGACCAGGUAUUCUUGGGCGUUCGUCGGUUUAAAAUGUCUUUACUUUGCUGCCCUGUUUAUUUCAGGUCAGUUUUUGUAUUGUUUGGAUUUUUUUUAGAGAUCUUUGUCUUCCACAGUACAGUAUUUUGAGUUUUUUUUAAAUUGUAAGCACAUCUAGCCUUAUACAUUUUGGUGGAGGAUGAUUUUCCCACAUUUUAAGAAAACUGUUUUCUUUGGUAAUUGUGUCAUUAAGUGAUUGUUCCCUCAAGUAUUUUUCCUUUUGUGACCUCUGCAAGAUGAAAUGAGAUUGCACCAAGCUGCUGAAGCCUUUCCUUUUUAAAGGAGAUGAAAAAUAAAUUACUUGAUUUUUACUUGGUGCAUUUUCAAAGGUCGAACUGGGUAAUAAGUAUACAUCCAAUAUAUAUUAAGAUGUUUUAAUCCUUAAAAUACAUUUCAGGUAUUGUUUCAGAAGGAACACUAUUAAAUCCUGUAAAUGCU